AUGUGUGCUGGUCAUCACAAACCCGUGUGUGGCUCUGACGGCUUCCAGUACGCAUCCCAUUGCGAGCUGCACAGGGUGGCCUGUGUCAACCGCAUCCACAUCAGGGUAGAUAGGAGGAGCAAGUGCUUUCAGGAGGAAAUUGAGCAGAAAGAAAAGAUCUGGCUGAUGGAGCAACAACGACUGUUGCAGGAGAAAAGUGAGAGGCAGAAACAGUCAGAGAAAAAAAUCCAGAUCUCCCCAUCUAAUAAAUACCCAGCAAAUGAUAAUGCUGAAGAGAAAAUUUCUACUGUGACAGAAAAGGCAACAACACCAGCGACUGUGACAAAUGACAAGAAAGAGUGCACCUGGAAGGAGAUGGGUGAAUUUAAGGAAGCUCUUCUCAUGUUCUAUUGUCAGAAAUUUGCUGAACCAAACUGUAAAUUGGAAGUCAAAACUGAUCGUGAAUACCUGUCAAUGCUGGUAUUCAGUUAUUGUGACAGAGACUAUGACUACUAUCUCACAGUCAAAGAAUUGGACGAUAAAGAAAGAGAUGAACAUUUUGGCAAGAAUAUUAUCCACAACUGUCACCUUCAUGACUUUAUCAAGUAUGCUGACAAUUUGGAGACUGAUGGCAAGCUCACUGUGUCAGAGUUCACCAGUGCUUUCGAAAUGCCUGUUCCAACCACACCCCCUCAUGUACAGAUUGAGGUGAUACCAACCCUGGCAUCUGCAGGGAAUGGUUUGGAACUAAAGUGUGGAAUAGAUGCUGCAACUAUCAUCUGGAAACGACAUGGUGCACAACUCUCAGAUGACAAACGUAGCCACCAACUCAUGGUGUUUGAUGAUGGAGCAUUGUUCUUCAGCACAGUCGGUCUUCACCACAUCGGCAACUACACUUGUAUGGAUGCCAGUGAUGAGUCUAAAGCCCAGAUACAUCGACUCAGAGUUCAGUCUUUGCCAAUUGUUGAGGUAAUGCCUGUUGUUCAGACUCACAUGACAGGAUCAGAUGUUGAACUGAAGUGCCAUGCUGAAGGGGUGCCCAAGCCUGUCAUUACAUGGAAACUGGCUGGGAAAGCCCUGCAGAACUCUCCCCAUACAACCCACUACUAUGGAGGAGGUCAUAUUGUCAUCCACAAUGCAAAGUUUGACACUGACGCUGGUACAUACACAUGCAGUGCACACAGUCAAGCUGGAACCACUGAGAAGUCUGUUGCUGUUCACAUAUUGCCUCCAUCUGUUUCUACUUCAAAAGAAUCACCGAAAGAGUCUGGCACAUUUGUAGUGUUUCACUCUAAAGGCAUUUCUGCUUAUGAUCCUUUGAGAUGUCUGCUGAGACAUCAAGUUCCUGCUGACUUUAGUAACUUCAAGUUUAUCCCUGAAGCCUUAGACAGUCCUUUAACUCUUUGCAGUAAAGGAAAGGAUUGUCAGUGGGGAGAAGCUGUGAAAGUAGGGUCCGAGUUCAUUUACGUCUGUCAGCCAGCCCAGAACCGAGUUAUGGUGAUGAAUUCUGGGGAUAGCUGGAAUCCUCUGCAGAUAAUAGACACAGACAAAAGACCAGAGAAGCUGUGGUAUGUCAAACAUUUAGACCAGGUGUGGGUGUUAUGUAGCAGUCAGGAGCAUGCAGACAAUGGUAAAACUAUCAUGGUUAUCAGAGACGCUAGUCAACAUAUUCAGCAUCGAUCUGUACACACACAGCCAGUGGGAAAUCACUUUGACAUGGUUCAGGAUUUGUUCUUAGCUCCAGCAAAUGAUCUUGAGCAUGAGUUUUCAUUUGGAUAUGUCUCUCAUCGUGGCCAGAAUGGACUCUUUAAGCUAAGUCUGGAGGAUAUGAGCUACACAAAGGCCAUUGAUCUGACCAACUAUGGUUGUGUUCCCACCAACAUUGCCUUUGUGCCCAUAGGAGGGCAUGUCGUCAUCCAGUGUGUCUCAGCAGCAGAUCAACACACCCUGCAACUGGUGAUGGACUACCUUACAGACACCAUCACCUCAACAACAUCCCUCAAUGGCUACCCUAUGACCUCGCCAGACUCACGACAUUUAGUUUCUGUGGAUAAAUUAACUGGCAAAGUUAUUGUGACUUCAGUUUCAGAUGAGGGAGCUUUGGAGACCACCUAUGAAGUCACAGUGAGUGCCAGCAUUAGUGAUGUUGCUUUUAUGCCUGCCAUAUCUCAUCAAGGUUAUGACCUUGUGUUGACUUCUGCUGAUGAUGAUGAUGUCAUUAUUAUGAAUCUAGUGACUGGAAAAGUAGAGAAAAUCCCAGGAUCUCAGUAUCUGGAUCCAACAAACUCGUGGCACCCAUCUCCUAUCCACCGACAUAUCAUCAGUGGGAACAGCAUGAGCAAUUACCUAAUGGUCCCAUCCAGGUCAUCCCUGGCAAUCCUGGAUGCCAAGUUUAAACAGGUGGAGUGUGAGUUUCUGGACUCUGUUAGCAGCAAGGUCAUGUUAUACAUCCCAAGCUCCUAUACUAGUUCUUGA
Messenger RNA from Candidula unifasciata, 2454 nucleotides. The record is from the annotation of a GenBank genome assembly. NCBI's taxonomy places the organism in Eukaryota, Metazoa, Mollusca, Gastropoda, Stylommatophora, Geomitridae.